AUUUCCAGUAUCUGCAUAGAAUAGAACCGGUGUAUUCAAAUCUCUGUCUCUCUUCUUAUAUAUACAAAUACGACUGCUUCCCUCUCGCGCUUUUUGUGUCUCUAAAAUCUCUACAUUGAUCGAUUGAAGGAAGGUUUAUAUGCUUUAUUGAAUAUCUGCUCUGCCUUCUUGAAAUUGAAGAGUGCAACGUUUGUCCCAAAACAUGCUCAAGGUUGUGAUUUCUUUUUCUCAGCAUCUGAUCUUUCUGACUUGAGUGUCAAGAAAAAAAAUGCAUAGCAAGAUGGGAUCCAUACUCCGCAGUGGACAUUCUAGGAAAACAAAUGAGAGUACCAGGCUCGUUGUCACUGCAAUUCUGGGAGCUGUCUUUGGAUUUGUUGUUGGUAUUUCAUUUCCUCCAGUUUCUCUUACCAAGAUUCACAUGCCUUCAGGCCUUGUAUCAACUUUUGAUCUACCCUUUACUGAUGAAAGUAGGAGCAGCAAACCUAUUCCCAGGGUACUUAUGGGGCUUACUCUGGACAUUUCCUUUUAUAUAAUUAUUUUUAUGCAUAGAUUUAUUAACUACUUUUUCCAAGCUGAGCCCAUGAUAUGCCAUGGAUUGCUUGUUUGCUUCCAGAUUUAUGUCCCAAAAAAUCCUCGUGGUGCAGAGUCAUUACCCCCAGGAAUAGUUGUGCCAGAAUCUGACUUUUACUUGCGCAGAUUAUGGGGUGAACCUAGUGAGGAUCUGAAGAAGAAGCCAAAGUAUUUAGUGACAUUUACAGUUGGUUAUGAUCAGAGGGAAAACAUCAAUGCAGCUGUUCAAAAGUUUUCUGAUGAUUUCACAAUUAUGCUUUUCCACUAUGAUGGCCGGACAAGUGAAUGGGAUGAAUUUGAGUGGUCAAAAAGUGCAAUCCACGUCAGUGUAAGAAGACAAACAAAAUGGUGGUAUGCAAAGAGGUUUUUGCAUCCUGACAUUGUAGCUGCUUAUGAAUAUAUUUUCAUAUGGGAUGAAGAUCUUGGGGUGGAGCACUUCAAUGCAGACAAGUAUAUUGAGUUGGUUAAGAAACAUGGUCUGGAGAUUUCUCAGCCAGGUCUUGAACCCAAUAAUGGACUUACAUGGCAGAUGACAAAGCGGAUAGGUGACAGUGAAGUUCACAAGAUUACACAGGAGAAAGCAGGGUGGUGUAGUGACCCACUUUUGCCUCCAUGUUCUGCCUUUGUGGAAAUCAUGGCCCCUGUGUUUUCUCGGGAGGCUUGGCGUUGCGUGUGGCAUAUGAUUCAGAAUGAUUUGGUGCAUGGAUGGGGACUGGAUUUUGCUCUCAGAAGAUGUGUAGAGCCUGCACACGAAAAAAUUGGAGUGGUUGAUUCACAAUGGAUUGUUCAUCAAGUUGUUCCUUCUCUUGGGAAUCAGGGAGAGUCUGAAGAUGGAAGAGCUCCAUGGGAAGGGGUGAGAGAAAGGUGCAGAAAUGAAUGGGCUAUGUUCCAGAAUCGUCUCACAAACGCUGACCAGAAGUACCGAACUCGGAUUACCAGAAAAUGAUUUUUGUAUCUUUGCGGUCCUUUUCUGAGCUAUAUCCUUGUGUAUCCUAUAAAGUAUUAAAGUCCUCCUCUUUAGGUUCAUGUCGUGAAAUUGGUAGGACAUUUUGCAGUUACACAGGAGAAGAAUUUUUCUCCUUUUGGUAUAUCAUAUAUGUUUCUCUCUUUUUUUUUAUCAUGCCGGCUUUGUGAUCAUAUAACUGAUAUUUUGUAUAAAAUAUUUAUACAACAGUUUAGAUUUAUGAUCUAGCUUCUGUGAGGUAUCCGAUUUUCAGAAACUUCACUUCCGACGA
This is a messenger RNA of Jatropha curcas, 1805 nucleotides long. RefSeq lists its product as uncharacterized. Lineage: Eukaryota; Viridiplantae; Streptophyta; Magnoliopsida; Malpighiales; Euphorbiaceae. The record is from RefSeq and is a predicted model, not a curated record.